This is a messenger RNA of Lactuca saligna, 4035 nucleotides long. NCBI's taxonomy places the organism in Eukaryota, Viridiplantae, Streptophyta, Magnoliopsida, Asterales, Asteraceae. The record is from the annotation of a GenBank genome assembly.
UUAGAAAAGAAAUUACCAAUAGAAACGUUCCUUAUGAGACGUAUCCAACCGAAAUCUUCAACAAGUCGAGUUUUCGAGUAGACAUUUGCAGCGACCAAAGUGCCGCCAAACGGAGCCCUCGGAGGCCGGAGCUAAGAAGCAAAAGCAAGUCAAUUGCCCCCCACCCUCCCCACUAUAUAUUAUACAAGCAUCUCUCUUUUGUUAAAUUCCCAAAUUGCUCUUUCUCAAAUCAAAUCAAGAAUCACUGUUUUUCUUACGGAGCUCUGUCUAUGGCGAUCUUGUUGUAAUGCCAAUGUAAUUCCAAACCCCUUGUUGGGGUUUAUUGGAUUCAUUUGUGGAAUCACUCCGAUCUGCUCUGAGAAGUAAAAUUCAUUCCCCAAUUUUUAAAUGACGAUGAGGGUUUCUUUCAAGGUUUCGAAGAGAGGUUGUCGCCCAAAACCUAAACCUGAAACGCCUACAGUUGGCGAUGUCGACGCUCCUCCUGAAAUUCCCAAAAACCUGUCAGUUAUUGCUGCUACAAAACCAUCGGUUAAUGUCACUGAGGAUAACAAUGAGGAUGCUGAAAUUUCAGAUUCAGAAAUUUCUUUCUUCAUAAGCCUCUUCCCAGAUGGAUAUUCCAUUGGAAACCCCUCUGAGAACCGUAUUGGGCAUCAAGUCACUGUACAAGAUGAUCCAAAAUUUUUGCACCCAUACGAUCGCACAUCAGAAAGCCUAUUCUUGGCUAUAGAGCGAGGCCUGUUACCUGCAGAUUUCUUGGAUGAUAUACCAUGCAAGUUUUAUAAAGGAGCAGUUGUAUGUGAGGUGCGUGAUUACAGGAAUUGUGGUUUUGAAGCAGGAGUUAAUGGUUCGUCUGCAGACAUGUCUCCUUUAACUACAAAACUACGCCUUAAAAUGUCAUUGGAGAAUGUUGUGAAGGACAUUCCUUUAAUUUCUGAUAGUUCUUGGACUUAUGGUGAUUUAAUGGAAGCCGAAGCACGUAUACUGAAAGCCCUACAACCAAAGCUGAAUCUUGAUCCGACUCCUAACCUAGAAAGACUCUGUAAAACUCCAACUUGUGCAAAGCUGAACUUGAAUAUACCAGAUCUUCGAAGAAAGAGAUUGAGACAGAUGGCAGGAGCUGUUUCUGGAUCUGAUAAUCAAAUCCAAGGAAAGAAGGUUUGCAUGGACAGAAUCCCAGAAAACUCAAAUUCUGGUCAAAUGAUGCAGCAGCAAUCUGAUCUUGUGAAUCUGAGUAGCCAAAACAUGGGUCCAAACAAUAUGAUGACAUCAGCAUCUCCUUCAUUGUCUUAUCAAUCGAAAUGUCAAAUUGGUGCUGGAAAUCCUAUGUUUAGUGCAGCAGGAGCUUCUCCUGGGCAGGAGAUGAUGAAUUCGUAUGGGGACAAUAUGAACCCAAAUAUGUCUGGGAAGAGGGAAAACCAAGAUGGUGGACAGCUGUCCCCUAUGGGUAGUUUGAAAAGAGGUAGGUCAAAUCCCAUGGGUCUUGAUGUUAGUCAACAGCAACAGAUAACCGGAUCACACAUGGAUGGAUUCAAUGUACCAGAAUCCCAGUGGAAAAAUUCACUCAUGCAACAACAACAACAACAAGGGAGAGGGAUUCAGUUACCUAAUACUAAUCCUGGAAUCCAAAAGUAUCCUCAACAAAUGUUUGAUGGAGGGUUCAAUCAGGACCCGUUUACAAUGGGUCAGCCCAGAAUGAGAUACAAUCUGAAACAAGAACCGCUUGAGUCUGAAAAACCCAAGUAUGAGAUGCCACCUCAACAGUUUGCAAGAUCAAGUUUCCCACCAACUCCAUGGAACAAUCUUGGAAAUUCACUUGAUAAUUCAAGAAAGGAAGAAAAUUUCCAAAGAAGAAAAACGGUCCAAAGUCCACGUGUUUCCUCCGGAACUUUACCUCAAUCUCCUCUGUCAUCAAAAUCAGGGGAAUUUUCAAGUGGGUCUCUGGGUGGCCAGUAUGGUGUACCUCCAAGGGAAAAAUCAGCAGUUAACUCACUUCCCACAGUGGCAGGAUCUUUGACCUCUAAUGCUCAAAUGGCAUCCAGGAGGUCAAACUCCCUCCCUAAAACCCCUGCCAUGAGUGGGGUCGCAUCUCCUGCUAGUGUUGUGAGUGGGCCCUUUAAUGCCUCCAGUCCUCUUGUUGGAAAGGAAGCUGAUAAAAGCAUGCGUGAUCGGUUCUCCAAAAUUGAAAUGUUGACUCUCAGAUAUCAACUCAAUAACAAAAAGAACAAGGUUGAUGAGUACAAAAAGUCAACUGCUUUUCCCACUCAACAACUCAAUCAUCAUUUAUUCGAUGAUCACAACGCUGAGAAUCCCAAAGAUGAAGCCUUUAAAAUGCCUCUGUCUAAAUCACUCGUGGGAGGGAGCAUGAAUGUUUGCAAGACUAGGGUUUUGAACUUUCUCCAGACCGAACGUGUACUUCAAGGAAAUGGAUAUUCACUAGUGCCAAAGUCAAGAACCAGAUUGAUUCUGUCAGAGAAACGAGAUGAUGGUAGUGUAGCAAUGCAUUAUGGUGAAAUGGAUGAUUGUGAUUAUUUAGGAGCAGAAGAAUGUCUUCCUACUCUUCCAAAUACUCAUUUUGCAGACUUGCUUGCAUCCCAAUUCUGCACGCUGAUAACACGUGAAGGUUAUCAAGUGGAAGGCGAUCAUUUACAACCAAAACCAACAAACACUGUUCGAUCAUCCAUUGAACAAUCUAAUAAUAAUAAUAAUGCAGCAGUGACAGCAGCAUCAGGUGGUGAAAUGCAACAAAUCCCGGAAUCAGGUUCCGUUUCCGGGCAGCUGUCUAAUGAAGUUGCAAAAGCAUCAUCUGAUAACGUGUCAAUGUCAAUGAACCAAUCAACACAGAACAUGACAGGUGGCAGGAUGCACCCUCCUCAAGGUGGAAUGUUGCCACAAUCGAGACCUCUUCAAUCGGAAUCACAACCCUCUUUCCAACAACAACAGAAUCAGCUAAUGCAACAGCAGUUUCAAAGAUCAUCUGCCAUGAUGCUUGCAUCAAAUCCAUUAUCACAUCUAAACGCAAUGGGACAGAAUUCAAACAUGCAACAGUUAGGCCACAUGCUUAACAAAGCAACACCACUCCAGAUUCAGCUUCUACAGCAACAACAACAACAGCAACAACAGCAACAGCAACAACAACAACAACAGCCUCAGAUGCAGCAAAGGAAGCUGAUGAUGGGACUUGGAAACACCGGAAUGGGAACGGGAACAGCUGGAAACAACAUGGUGGGGCUUCAAGGGAUGGGGAAUGUGAUGGGUCGUGGCGGGACCCCGCCAAUGACAGGGGCGAUUUCGGGAAUGGGACAAAACCCGAUUAAUAUGAACCAGGCUUCGAGUUUUAGUAAUGUGAUAAGUCAGCAACUUCGGAAUGGAAUGAUAACGCCGGCUCAGGCUGCUAUUAUGACAACGAAGCUGAGAAUGGCACAUAGUAGGAACCUGUUGGGUGCGGGUGGAGGGCAAAAUAGUAAUAUCACUGGAUUGCCUGGUGGGAACCGACAGGUCCAUCCAGGGUCGAGUAACUACUCGAUGCUGGGUCCCACUAUGAACCGUGCUGCUAACACCAUGAGCCCGAUGCAACGAACCGCUAUGGCCCCACCAAAGCUGAUGUCAGGGAUGAAUGUCUACAUGAAUCAACAACAGCAACAGCAACAGCAGCAACAACAACAACAGUUGAAUGUUCAACAACAACAGCAGCAACAACAGAUGCAGCAAAUGCCAGCUCAGCAGCAGCAGCAAGAGUCGACAUCACCGUUGCAGGCGGUACUUUCGCCACCUCAGCAGCAAGUGGGGUCACCGGGGAUGGGAGUGGGACAGCAGCAACAGGCGAGUCCGCAGCAGAUGAGUCAGCGGACUCCGAUGAGUCCACAGCUGAGUUCAGGUGGGAUCCACCCUCCGAUGACAAUGAGUGGAGGUGGAGGGGGAGGUGGUCAGGAGGGUAAUUGUCCCGCAAGCCCCCAGUUGAGCUCACAGACAAUGGGGUCUGUUGGUAGUAUCAAUAAUUCACCAAUGGAGAUGCAGGCUGUCAACAAGAGUAGCUAA